Ochotona princeps (American pika) is the source of this 1658-nucleotide messenger RNA. It is a transcript of the gene PAH, whose product is annotated as phenylalanine hydroxylase. Gene Ontology annotation, biological process: L-phenylalanine catabolic process; L-tyrosine biosynthetic process. The transcript has 13 exons. The coding region runs from base 1 to 1359 and encodes 452 amino acids. Gene Ontology annotation, molecular function: phenylalanine 4-monooxygenase activity; iron ion binding. The record is from RefSeq and is a predicted model, not a curated record. NCBI's taxonomy places the organism in Eukaryota, Metazoa, Chordata, Mammalia, Lagomorpha, Ochotonidae.
AUGUCCGCCAUUGUCCUGGAGAACCGAGGCUUAGGCAGGAAGUUCUCUGACUUUGGACAGGGAACAAGCUACAUUGAAGACAACUCUACUCCUAGUAGUGCUAUCUCGUUGAUCUUCUCCCUCAAAGAGGAAGUGGGCGCGUUGGCCAAAGUCCUGCGCUUAUUUGAGGAGAAUGGUAUAAAUCUGACCCACAUUGAGUCCAGACCUUCUCGUUUAAAGAAGGAUGAGUAUGAGUUCUUCACCUAUCUGGAUAAACCUAGCAUGCCUGCCCUGGAGAGCAUCCUUCAGAUCUUGAGGCAAGACAUUGGUGCCACUGUCCACGAGCUUUCCCGAGACAAGAAGAAAGACACAGUGCCCUGGUUCCCCAGAACCAUUCAAGAGCUGGACAGAUUUGCCAACCAGAUCCUCAGCUACGGAGCAGAACUGGAUGCUGACCACCCUGGUUUUAAAGAUCCCGUGUACCGAGCCAGACGGAAGCAGUUUGCUGACAUUGCCUACAACUACCGCCACGGGCAGCCAAUCCCUCGGGUGGAAUACACAGAGGAAGAGAAGAAAACGUGGGGCACGGUGUUCAGGACCCUGAAGUCCUUGUAUAAAACCCAUGCCUGCCACGAACACAAUCACAUUUUUCCACUUCUGGAAAAGUACUGUGGCUUCCACGAGGAUAACAUUCCACAGCUGGAAGAUGUUUCUCAGUUCCUGCAGAGUUGCACUGGUUUCCGCCUCCGGCCUGUGGCUGGCCUGCUUUCCUCUAGGGAUUUCUUGGGUGGCCUGGCCUUCAGAGUCUUCCACUGCACACAGUACAUCAGACAUGGGUCCAAGCCCAUGUACACACCUGAACCGGACAUCUGCCAUGAGCUAUUGGGACAUGUGCCAUUGUUUUCAGAUCGCAGCUUUGCCCAGUUUUCCCAGGAAAUUGGCCUUGCCUCUCUGGGUGCACCUGAUGAAUACAUUGAGAAACUUGCCACAAUCUACUGGUUUACUGUUGAGUUUGGACUCUGCAAGCAAGGCGAUUCCGUAAAGGCAUAUGGUGCAGGGCUCCUGUCAUCCUUUGGUGAACUACAGUAUUGCUUAUCAGACAAACCAAAGCUGCUACCCUUGGAGCUAGAGAAGACAGCUGUCCAGGAGUACCCCGUCACAGAAUUUCAGCCCCUGUACUAUGUGGCAGAGAGUUUUACAGAUGCCAAGGAGAAAGUGAGGAACUUCGCUGCCACAAUCCCUCGACCCUUCUCAGUUCGUUAUGACCCAUACACUCAAAGGAUUGAGAUCUUGGAUAAUACCCAGCAGCUGAAGAUUCUGGCUGACUCCAUCAAUAGUGAAGUUGGAAUCCUUUGCAAUGCCCUCCAGAAAAUAAAGUGAAGGCACAGACAGAAGCGGUCUGUCAUCUGCUAAUCACUGAUAGAAAUCCAACUGCUUCUUCUUUUUAUUUGAAAAAAAAUCUGGAAAGCAAACUUUGAUUUGAAAUGAUUGUAUUAAAUCCUCUUGGAGCAAGAUAUAGGGUCAACAAAUAAAUCAAAGUGAUCUCAAAUGACAGUAUGUUAGCAUAUGUCCAAAAAGACGAUGAUGUGUCUUUUGAGGCCUUACUUGAUUUGUCUAUAAUUUCAUAUUCUCAAUUGAUAUAAAUCAUUAAUCUGUCACAUAUUGUCAAGGCUACAUAA